AUGAAAGGUGAAACAAUGCAUUUAAAUAGAGUCGAUGGAACUAAAGAAAAUGUUUCUUCUCCACUAGUAGUUCUUCCGUAUGGUCCCUAUGGAAUGUAUGGAAACUCUUACGAAAGACCAUUUGACCCAUUGACUGGUGGAAGUAAUUGGUAUCAUUACGGACGAAGAAGAAAGACAGUCAAGUUGGAGACGGACGUGAAGAAAGCAACUAAAAAGAAACCAAGGAAGAGAGUUAUAAAGCAAUGA
Messenger RNA from Trichomonas vaginalis G3, 246 nucleotides. Its product is annotated as protein of unknown function, DUF4107 family. NCBI's taxonomy places the organism in Eukaryota, Parabasalia, Trichomonadida, Trichomonadidae. The record is from RefSeq and is a predicted model, not a curated record. The transcript has a single exon. The coding region runs from base 1 to 246 and encodes 81 amino acids.